Drosophila persimilis is the source of this 2382-nucleotide messenger RNA. RefSeq names its product pre-rRNA-processing protein esf1. NCBI's taxonomy places the organism in Eukaryota, Metazoa, Arthropoda, Insecta, Diptera, Drosophilidae. Gene Ontology annotation, biological process: rRNA processing. The record is from RefSeq and is a predicted model, not a curated record. The transcript has a single exon. Gene Ontology annotation, cellular component: nucleus. Gene Ontology annotation, molecular function: RNA binding. Bases 19 to 2370 code for a protein of 783 amino acids.
UCUCAAGCUGUACGGAAAAUGGUCAAAAAGAAGGAAAGGUCAGCUAAGGGGCCAAAGAAAGCCGACAAGGAAGGGCCUUCUACAUCAGGAUAUGCCGCCAAGAUCGCCACGUCUACCCAGGGAGAUGCAGAGACUGGGAUUUGGGGCGAUGCGCGCUUCCAACAUUUGCUGUCCGAUCCCCGCUUCAAGGGUGUGCCCAAGGUGCAACGCAAGGUGAAGAUCGACAAGCGCUUCCAGGGGAUGUUCACGGAUGAAAAAUUCAAGGUGAAGUAUACUGUGGACAAGUACGGCCGACCGGUCAACACAAGCAAUGCCGAAGAUCUACGCAAGUUCUACGAACUGGAUGAGAACGACAGCGAUGAUGGUGAAAAGGAGGCUGAGGCAGAGGCGGAGGUGGUGGCUAAGAAAGAGAUCGAAGAGGAGGAGCAGAAAGAACGCCGGGCAGAGGAGCUGGCCAUUGCUUGCGUGGACGUUAAAGAGGAUAAGUUCGAAAACGAUUCCUUGGACAGCGACGGCUCCGAAGUCCCGGAGAACCUGCGCGAGCGCCUGACCAACCCAAACGUUGAUUAUGCCCGAGGCGAAGGCCGCCUGAUGACGGACUCCUCGUCGGACGACGACACCGACGAUGACGAAGGUGCCGAGGGGCCCGAGCUGCAGAUCGACCAUGUCUGGGGCGAGCUGGACAAUGAUGCCGAGAGCACCGAGGUGUCUACCCGACGGCUGGCCAUCUGCAACAUGGACUGGGAUCGCAUACGCGCCGAGGAUCUGAUGGUGCUUCUGAGCUCCUUCCUACCGCUCGGUGGAAGCAUUCUCAGCGUUAAGAUCUACCCCUCAGAGUUCGGCAAGGCACGCCUGGCCGAAGAAGAGAUUCACGGCCCGGCGGAGCUGGUGAAGCGUGACGAGAGGGAGCAGGAGGAGGAGGACGACUCAGACGAGGAGCUGGUCAAGGAGCAGGACAGUGACGCCGAGGAGGGUGACGACUACCAUAUGGAGAAGCUGCGCCAGUAUCAGCUGAACCGACUCCGCUACUACUACGCUGUGGCCGAGUGCGACUCCGUUGCUACCGCCGACAAGGUGUACAAGGAGUGCGAUGGCAUUGAGUACGAGAGCUCCGCCACGCGCGUCGACCUCCGCUUCAUCCCCGAUGACACCUCCUUUGAGGAGGAUACGCCAAAAGACGAGUGCUUCGAGCUGCCGGAUGCCAGCAACUACAAGCCCCGCCAGUUCACCACGACGGCCCUGCAGCAGGCCAAGGUGGACCUCACCUGGGAUGAAACGGCGCUGGACAGACGCGAGCUGGGCGACAAGCUCUCCAGUGGCCAGGUGGACAAGCUUACCGACAAGGAGCUUCGCCAGAUUGUGGCUUACAGCAGCGAGGAAGACGAAGACGAGGAUGAGGAACAGCCCCAGGCGGAGGAGAAGAAAGAGCAGCAGCAGCCAGAGCAAAAGCAGCCUCAGCCUCCCAAGAAGCUUUCAAAGCAGGAGCGCAUUGCUAGCUACAAGAACCUACUGGCCGAUAUCCUGCAGAAAGAGAAGCAGGAAAAGGAGCACAAAUACGAGAUGGAAAUGUCCUGGAACAUUGAGCCGGCUGUCGAGCCAAAGGAAGAGCAGGAGAAGACGAGCACAGCCACAUCCGGCCAGCCAUCCGAGCUGACCCCCAUCGAGAAGGUUAUUCAAAAGCGUAGUGAAAAGAACAAGCUGCGCAAGGAGCUGCGGCGGAAGAAGCAGAGCGAGGCACGGGGUGGAGAUCUCGAGGACAGCGACGACUCCUCAGUGCCCGAUGGCAUCGACAUGAACGAUGCCUACUUUGCCGAGGAGUUUGCCAAUGGCGACUACGAGCCGCCCAAGACUAAAAAGCAGGCCAAAAAGAAAAACAAGAAGCAGGAUCAAGUCGAGGAUUCUGCGGCGGAGCAGCAGCACCAGCAGGAGCUGGCCUUGCUGCUAGACGACGGCGACGGCUUGGAGGAGAAGCAUCACUUUAGUCUAACAAAGAUCCUCAAGGAAGAGGAGCAGAACUCGGGCGGCUCCAAGCGCAAGCGUCGCAAGCAACUCAAAAAAGCCAAGCAGCAGCCGGAGACAGCCAAACCUGACGACGACUUCAGGGUGGACCUGAACGACACGCGCUUCAAGGCCGUCUACAAGUCGCACGAGUACAACAUUGAUCCUACGCACUCCCACUACAAGGCUACCAAGGGCAUGCAGCAGAUCAUUGGUGAAAAGCUCAAGCGUCGCGAGCGGCAGGUGGACGGAGGUGAGACAGGGGACUCACCCGACGAGUCGCUGGCUCCCAAGCGCAGCAAGCAGCAGCUGGAACAGUCUGCGCUGGUGAAGAGCCUCAAGCGGAAACUCCAGCAGCAGCCGAAGGUCUAGGGGAUUACUGUG